UUGUGCUUAUUAUUUUGAAUUAUGUUAUGAUUGAAAACAAAAUAAACUUUGAGAAUUUUUCUAUUACUUAUAAAAUAAUUAUAUUGAAACCAAAUUAGGAAAUAAGCUAAAAUGAUGUCAAAUAGAUAUGCUACUGGGCAAUCAUCGGCUAUUAGAAAAUCAAGACUCGAAGGAAAACCGUCGUUACUACCAAAACCGCGACGUCCCGGCUCUACAGAUAGGUUGUCGACGGAGGCUCGUCGGCCUUCAACGACGGGACAUCGUUCAAGCAGCGCUGAGCCCGCUAGAGGAACUUUUGGUGCUCGCUUGAGUAGAGAGGCCUCUGCUACAAAGUUACAAUUGAAUGGGAGGUCUAGGUCUCAGACAGGGGAGUCAAGAUAUGGUCAGGCUACUACUACUCCUCUACGAACAACUCACUACUCUAGACCCACCACUACCCCAGUGAGAACACCGUCGGAGGACCGCUCGAGUCGCAGCUGGCAGACGUCCCUGGAGCGGGCGCUGGCGUUCGUCACCAUCAAGGACCAGCGGCCGCUGGCGAGCGCGGCGUGGCAGCGCGCGGAGUGCGCGCGCGUGUCGGAGGCGCUGUGCGCGCGCGGCGCGGGCGCGGGGCUGCUGCGGCCGCUCACCAUCGCGCGCUUCGUGGACGUGGCGGGCGCGCUGCUGGCCGCCGUCUCGCGCGACGCCAAGCUCUCCUCCGACAACUACGUCACUAAGCUGCCGCACCUGUCCAAGCGCCUGCUGUACCCGGGCGCCGUGUCCAAGUCGUGGCUGCGCACCGUCAACACGCUGCACGCCUUCCCGCACGCGCUGGCGCUCAUCGCAUACCUGCUCGACCUCGUCGCGCACAUCGAAAUGCCAGUUCUAGAUGAGUGGCUUUACGUCGGGAAGGACGAGCUGGCGUGUCUCCGACGCGACUACCUGUAUAAGUGUUGGAUCAGGUUUCAAGAUCCCGGACAUCAAUUUGAAGAUUUGAACGAGGAUUACUUGGAAAAUUUAAAAGUGCUUCUCGGAAACGAUGAGGAGAAGAUAGCGGAGCUGCAACAAGUUAUCAAAAAGUACGAGACGUGCCUGGAGGACGAGGCCGAGAGGAGCGCGCGCGCCGACGAGCAGCGCCGGGCGGCGCGGCGCGACGCGCUGCUCGGCGCGCUGCGCUCCGCCCGCGUGGCGCGCCGCGAGCAGGCCGAGCGCGCGCACGAGCAGCGCGCGCUGCGCGGGCAGCACGCCGACGCCGCGCGCCACCUCGAGCUGGACGUGGAGCGCGCCGCCGCCGAGCUGGAGCGCGUGCGCGCCGAGCUGGACGCGCAGCCGCUGUCCGUGGCCGAGCGCGCGCGCCUGCUGGACGACGUGGACUACGCGGCGCGCGUGCACGACUCCAAGCGCGCGCUCGCCGACCAGAUCGCCAAGAUGGUGAUGACCAAGGAGACCGAGCUGGCGCUGUGGCAAAAGAAAACGUUGGACAGCUGCGUGGAGUACAAGCAGGGACUCAUACACCUCUCCGCGCACCUCCCCGCUCUGGCCGGGCUCGCCGUCGACGAGAAGGAGCUGAUGGGCGCGGAGUGCGCGGCGAGACUGUGCGAGGCGGUAGAGGCGCUGCGCGAGCAGGCCGCACGUCUGUCCGCAGCACGCGCCGACUGCGCACGCGCACGCUCCGCACUCGCACGCCGACGCGCGCUGCUGCUCGAGGAGGCUCGCACAAAAAUUGCAGAGAUGAAAUCGAAUGUUCAACGGGAGCAACAAUCGUUGGACGCAGAAUUGAGCAAGGAGUCUUCCGAAGCCGCCGCCUGGACCGCCGAAGAAUUGGAGGUGGCCGACAGGCUUGAGAAGCUGAGAGGGUGUCAAGAGGAGUAUGCGAGAGUAGAUAGUGAGCUGGAGUUCUGGGAAAAGCAGGACUUGGAAUGGCGCACGCGGCUGGCUGAAUUGGAGCAAUACAUCGCGAAUCAAAAGAUUGAAAGCAAACGAAUGCUAGAGAGCGCGCGCGAGCGACGUCUGCGGCUUGUGCUGGACAAUCUCGCCUUGUGGAACGAGAAGCUGGGCCGCGACUGAUGCAAAUUUUGUUUAUGAUUAGAUUCUAUCACUGUUUAUAUUAGGGUUACAUACUUUUUUAUGAGUUGUGAAUAAGUGUUGAACUGGACAGGAAUAAUUUUUAUUUAAUACUGA
This is a messenger RNA of Nymphalis io (European peacock), 2160 nucleotides long. It is a transcript of the gene Ndc80, whose product is annotated as caldesmon. The record is from RefSeq and is a predicted model, not a curated record. Gene Ontology annotation, cellular component: Ndc80 complex. Gene Ontology annotation, biological process: attachment of mitotic spindle microtubules to kinetochore. NCBI's taxonomy places the organism in Eukaryota, Metazoa, Arthropoda, Insecta, Lepidoptera, Nymphalidae. The transcript has 13 exons. The coding region runs from base 112 to 2046 and encodes 644 amino acids.